Coregonus sp. 'balchen' is the source of this 8176-nucleotide messenger RNA. The record is from the annotation of a GenBank genome assembly. NCBI's taxonomy places the organism in Eukaryota, Metazoa, Chordata, Actinopteri, Salmoniformes, Salmonidae.
CCGGCAAACAUUUACAAAGUUUCAGAAGACAUCACUGUGAACGAAGGCAGCAAUGUGACAUUGAGUUGUCUAGCCAAUGGGAGGCCAGAUCCAUCAAUCACCUGGCGACUGCUCAAUCCAUCAGGUAAGAGCCAAUAAGCACCCAGCAGCAUUUCACUCUUAUCAAAGGGCAGCAUUUCAUCAUUGUUGCUUAUCACGACAUCUGUGGUCUCAGACAUGCAGGGGAGCGAUGGAGUUGGGAGAGGGUUCCUGUGUUUAAAAUGAAACGUGAAGAACACCUGUUAAUGACUGAGACACACCUGCUGCUUCUCACACUCCUCCUUCAUUCAAACUGGAUGAUCUACCAAUGCAAUUUCUUUCAAGUGAAAGCCCUCUAACGGAUUGCAAUAAUGAAACCAAUAUGUUGUUGUGUUUGCUCUAAAUGGAACCAUUACAACCAAUUAUCACAGGAAUUUUAUUUUCCCAAUACUCCAUUUUGAAAUGUUUGCUGUCAAACUGCCACUCAAACCUUUGUGGGAGUCCCUCUUAAAAGGGCAGUCCGGGAUUGGUGCAUCAAUUUUUUAACUUUUAGUGUAAUGAUGUAUAGCCAUUGAUUCUUUAACAAUAAAACGUAUAAAUGCCUAAUGAGCUGUUGGACCCUUUUAGAACCCAAAAUAUAAGCUUAUUUUACUCCAUUGUUUGUAAACAAUGUAUUUUUUAGCAAACACUGUAUAGCUUCAAAACAUGGUUAAAACUAUAAUUUUGAUCUCAUCAAUGGUCAGUCCUUGCAUCAAUAGCUCUGUCUAUGAUUUUGAGAGUGGUUACAUUUUUCCAGCCCAAUCCCUCAGCUGUUUACCACAACAAGUGGCGGGGUCAUGCUUUGUUGUUUUUUGAAUCCCGGAUUGCCCCUUUAACGUGAGGCUUUGAAAUACUCAUUGAAUGUUAACAUCUAACAACUUGAAUAAUACAUGACGAAGAGCAGUGCAUUUUCAUCCGACUGCAUUUGUAUUCCACCAUAAAGGUGUUUAUUUGAUAGGUAAUAGAAUACUGCCUGGAUUGAUUAGCGUUCUACUUUGUUCAACAAGGUUGGCUGAGGUGGGAUAUUCAGAGGUUCCUCACUCAUUUUUAGCUCUCGUAUUGUUGCCUGAUCAUUUGUUACCAAGCAGAUACUUAUUUAUAAUUGGAAUGUUUACUUCUAAUGAAAAGCAGAUGCAAUGGAAGGGUAGAUGGAGAAAUGAAAAAGACGCAGGAGGCCCCGCUUUUCCAUCAGAGUCAAGAUUGGUAUUAUUCUUUCAGACUUGUCAGAUUGUCAGAGGAGUGCCUCUUCAUUAUUCUAGCAGACUAUUACAGAGAGCACAAAUGAAACGGAACAUGACUUAAAAUUAUGGAUUGGAUGAAAGAACCGUCAUUUUCUAUUUCAGCUCUCCCUGCAUGGUCUGGGAUCGCCACUAUUCGGUUUCCAGAGUUCCAGACAGAAACCAUGACAGUAGUCUGUUGUCUCCCUCCCAAAGUCUAGCCUUUCACCUAUUUUCCUUCCUGAAAAGAUGCAGGCUUAGCAAUAGUAUGUGGUAUUUAUUCAGAUAUUUGAGAGAUUUCCACGUUUGACACACAUUGGGAUUAGAAGUAAGACAAUGCCAGCUAUUGUAUUUUAUGCCAAUAGUUGUAUUCAUUGAGGACAUGGGAUGUUGUUGUCCCUCAUAUUGACUGGGAAGCAGAACAUUGCUGGGCUCUGUCUGUGGCGAUGCGAUCAAUAGAGCAAGGAGCACAGCGUCCGUUCGUUCGGGGCCUGUGCUCUGCCUCAGUUUGUCUCCUCCACACCAAUGUUUAUUUCUGAAGUGUAUUUGUAAAGGUCACAGGCAGGGAUGGAGGGCACCACACUGAGAAUGCUGCGAAAAAAGUGGAACUCUUGGUCAAGCAAGGAAUUUUUGACUGCACGCUUCCCGGACCACCAAAAUAAAAGUCAGACAAGUAUGAAAUAUACAUGCCCUUUGGCGCUCCUCAUAUUACACGCUUUGGGCUAUGGGAAGCCACUCACACACAUCGGUGGUACAUGGCUUUUUGAGGGAAAAAGAGACGGGGGGGCUAUGUUUAAGAACGCAAAUAAGAGAUCUCAUUAAAUGUGUGAUCACUCACAUCAUUAGAUAAUUCAAGAGCUGAGCACAGUUAAUGAAUGUUAAAUUAUGCAUUUGAAGUUCCCACCCCUGAUAUAAUGCCUUUUGGCACUAAUUUAAUGCUGCAGGGGUAUAGCCAGGAUCAACCUCUGUUCUACUGAUGAGAACUCACACACCUGGACAAGCAGGGAUGAUGGCUUGCCCCUCCCAACAUCCAGAAUUAUUCUUGCACAUGCAGUUGAGCCAAAUCGGCAUACAUCUUGUGGUGUACUUUGCUGAGGGAAAAUGUACUUGAUACGAUUGGGAUGUGUUGUUGUCUCACCUAGCUAUCUUAAGAUGAAUGCACGAAUUGUAAGUUGCUCUUGAUAAGAGUGUCUGCUAAUUGAUUAAAAUGUAAAAUGUACUGCACAUGAGUAAACAUCUGGUCAAGCCACUUAACCAUAUGCUCAGACAGGGGUGGUAAAAUCAGAUUAGAUGAACAUUUCUUCUAAAACAACAUCCUAGCUGUUAAAUACUUAACAGUGUUCCCCCCAUACUACUCUGAAACCAGCCAUGCUCCAGGAUGGACUGGCCAUAGGGCAAUUCUGGAAAAUACCCAGUUUAGCCCAGUGGGCCUGUCUAAUUAUUUAAUUAAUUAUUAAUAUAUAUUUUUUACAAAAUUCUAUUUAUUUGGAUAAUCAUGGGGGACUCAAUGGAAAAAAAAGGGCCAGUGUGGGGGCCUCGAGGGAAAAAAAGGUCUGUGUGGGGGCCUCGAGGGAAAAAAUGGGCCGGUGUGUUAGAGAUGACUGGGCCUAUUUCUGGUCCCAGUCUGUCCCUGCCAUUCUCUAUACUAUGAGUGACUUGGACUAGGUCUCAAUAAUUCACCACUCAUCCCUGUCCACCUCAGCUCAGUAUGCUACACACUCUAGAGUCCCCACCUCUGUCAGCCCUGAGAUUGAAGUAGAGCACUUCCCAGAACUAGGCUCACAAUCCCAAGGUCCCUGACUUGCAUGUUCAUGGAGGGCUCACUGCUCCCCACUGCACCUCUGUGCAGGAAACAGGCAGUGCCUUGCUUAUAUUCUCCAGGCUGUCCCUGAGAAGGCUGUGACCUGUGAGAUGUGACAGGCCCUUGUCGGGGAGGCUCAGGUUCAGCCCUGGCAGCGGGUGUGACACAUGUAGAGGGCUGCUCGUGGGAGGGGAUUAAGUGCUCCCCUCAGGGAUCACAGAGACAGAGAGAGAGCUCCGCAUCUGGCACUGCAGCUGAUCCCAGACCUGUCCACUGUCACUGGAGGUUUAACCCCUCCACACACACACCACACACACACACACACACACACACACACACACACCAUUAGCACCACCAAGCCACACUGAGUAAGAAGAGGCACACUUAUUGUUGUGUGACUCUCAACAAUCAUCCCUCACAGCUCCCCUCCAGUCCUUUGUGACCACACCGUGGUACAUCAUGGGAUGUGCUAAGGGUGAUGUAACCUGAGUGUCCUUGGUCAACACAAAGAGCGUGUCCCAAUGCAACGCUAUUUGACCAAUCCAUAAAGACUCAGGAAAUUAGAAGCCAUGCUGGAAUAAUGUGCAGUCUAGAUUUGUAUAUCUGAUGCGCUGAUAAGCGUGAUACGGCAAGCCUGCACGAAUGGGAAUUAUAUCUGUAAAAUGGUUUUGAGCUUUAUCUAAGUGGUCUUUCGCUGAGGUUAAAAUGUUUCCCUAAAGACCUCCGUAUAUGUAAGCAUGUGGUUGUUUUCAUUGUGGUUGGCCCUCUAACUGCUGAUGUGACCAAAAGAAUGAUGAAGAUGGGUGGUGAUUUAGCUCAGUCAUUUAUUCAUUAUCUUCCCACUAAGAGUCUUAAAGAACAGGCUGGGCUAAUUAUGUAUUGACCCCUCAUCAUCUAAAUCAGACACUGGCCUGACAAAAAGAUUGGCUCCAUGUGUUUGGGACAGAUAAAGCCAAGCUUUUUCCAUUUGAAAACACUUAGAAAGAAGUGUAGACAAAAUAAAAUAAAUGUUGCAGAGCCAUUUGUGUCAUUCUCCCAAAGUUCUCCCUUAAAUCAACUGCUUAACAUAAAUUAGUAUUCACAAAAUAAAUGUAACAUUUCGCACAGUGUUAAAUGAUGCUCAUGAAUAAUGCAUAGUCAUGCAAAUUAGCAUUUAGUUGCCAACUGCAGUUGUGCCGCUACGUGAUGCUGAGUCCCUCCUCACUCUGUAUAGUGUCUCAAAUCUGCCUUCUAGUUCCCUUAUGAAAGGUCUUUCCAAAACACUGGCUCGCCAACAGACGCACACACACACGCAAACACACUUGAACUACCCUGUUCAAGGAAACAUGUAAUCAGAAAUAUAAGGGCUCUUUUGUCUAGGCGGACAUUCCGUACUGCAGUACGAGGCUCAAACGUGAGUGGAAUUUCUGUGAUUCCAUGCUAAUGUGACCAGGAUUAGAGUUGACCUACCCAGUCCCAUCUGAUUCAUUCUGAGAUGAGUUAUAUGCUGCUGCUGGCUCUCAGCUCCCUCCUGGCACAGGGGACUCUGUGUCUGUGUCUGGGGGAGUGGUGGGGAGGUAGUAGUGGGUUGGGAGCACAGGAGGUUGGUGGCACCGUAACUGGGAAGGACGGGCUCAUAGUAAUGGCUGGAACGGAAUCAAUGGAAUGGCAUCAAACACAUGGAUGUGCUUGAUACCAUUCCAUUGGCUCCAUUUCAGCCAUUAUUAUGUGCUGUCCUCCCCUCAGCAGUCCCUUGUGGUUGGAAGCCCUCUCCUUCACUGUUUUGGUCAGCCUUCACCAUAAUGUAGUUGCUUUCCCAAGAAUUUAAGGCAAUUCAAUUGUUGAGACAAACCCAAAGUAAUGCGGCUCAACGCAAAUAACCUUUCACCACACAUUUAUGAAUGUGAGGCUCACGGACCACUGCACUGUUAUGCUGCUCCCAAAUCCUGGUGCUAGAUAGCCCUAGGGUCGUACGCCUUUUAUUCAGAACUAGAAUUUGUUGGUAAAAUAAUUAUAUGCAUUGUCUUUCAGUGUUGCUGGCGCACAGGCAACACAAUAAAUUAAAGCAUGGCACCAGCAAAAUUGAGCUUUUCAUCAAAGUUGAAUUUUAAGUGCCAUUUUCAUAGUGACGCUUUUAAGUUCCGUUUUCAUAAUAAACACUGUUCAUUAUAAAUGGGUGAAGUGGAAAUAGUUUAUUUAAUUGUCAUAGCGUAUCAUGCGUUUGCAGCUUAGCAAGAUAGAUAGAUGUAGGGCCUAUCUAAAAUACAUCCAGGCUCAAAGCAAGUUGGAGAAGUGUGCUGCUGAAUGCCAUGUCUUGGACCUUAAAAUUUCACCUGUAGUCACAAUAAACUGAAGUGAAGGGGGGUGUUUAGCAAUGCUAGGCAGAGCUAGUCGCUCAGCAGGAUGGUCUUGGACAGUUCUCCUAGGGGUCUCUGUCUGCAUCAAGUGAAGAUCAUUGGCUUUGUUUUUAACUGAAUGAGCCCAGGACUUUAAGGGGAGAAUGGUAGAGAACACCUAUUCAUGUCUUACACUUGUAUACCGUCAGAACAGGAUACAGGCAUAGACACACUCUCACACACUCCUACACACACACACACACACACACCUCAGUCUUCCAUUUUCUACAGUUCACACACAGCCUCUCUCUCUCUCUCUCUCUCUCUCUCAUUCUCUCUCUCUCUCUCUCUCUCUCUCUCUCUCAUUCUCUCUCUCUCUCUCUCAUCUCUCUUUUUUUCCAGCAACUCAAACAGAUUUAUUGCUCUGACAAUCUAUGUGAAAUUUGAAAUGUGCACUCCAUUCUCUCCCACCUCAUUGGGUUUCUCACUCACUCACUGGAUUAGCAUCAUGCCAUCAUGUGAUUUUUUUAUGUGCACGUUCCAAAUCAAUCACUUUUCCAUUCCCAUGGGGCCCAUGGAAAGCAGUGACUGAUGCCUGCUGAAUCCACACAGAGCUAGAACAGCUAUAGAAACAGGUUCUUUCCUGGUGAAGGUUAGCCUAUUUUUCAUCAUUACUUUCUUUCUGAGAGUUAAUACUUGAAGUCCAUGUAAAGAGAUAACAGUGUUUUUCAUAAGGCUGCUCAAGCCUCCUGGGGGACAUUUUUUAUUUAAUAGAGUAAUUAAUUAAACUAUAAAUCGGGUCAUAUUCAUAACACAGUUGUCCCUGGACCCUGCUGAGAUAUUGACUUAAUAUUUCCAGUUCACUGAAUAAGUUACAUUAUUUUUAUAAUUUUGGUCACACUUUAUUUGGAUAGUCCAGAUUUUCCAUCUGUAGAUGGAAACCUGCUUGCUAAGGUUACGGUUAGCUUUAGGGUAAGGGUUAAGGUUAGAGUUAGGUUAAGCGUAGAGUUAGAGCUUGGGUAAGGGUUAGUAGAUAGUAGAAAUAUUACUGAUAGUCUGUAGAGCAACUACAGAUGGACUAUCCAAAUAAAGUGUUACCUAGAUAGCUACUGUAAGUAAGCUGCAGUACUGUAGAUUGUAGCCAAGUCAUCUUCUUCUUUCUCUACCCCCUCAAGAAAUAUCUAUUCAGGUGAAGUCCAACUGCCUUAAUGAUAAACGAUCAAGCAGCCGCAAUACAUUUCCAUGGCAACUGAUUUCAAUCCUACUUUUCCAAUCAUGGCAUCCUUUGUCCAUGAUGAGUGUGUUUGAUAUGGCUGCAGUGGCCAUGCUAGGAGGACGCUUUGAUCUGAAUGCUCUUUUCAUAAGCAUUGAACUACACCAGACAAUAGCCAUAGAGAUCCUAUUAAAUUACUAUUAAAUUAUUAGUAUUCUAAUUCUAUGGGCGUAGCACAGAAAGAGCUUGAUACAUUGGGCACGCAGCUGUGAAUGCUGUUGCUAUGCAGUUCGAGACUUGAAAUUGAGGUUGUUAGGUGUGUUUACUGAGACCACAUUUCGGAUUUAGCCAGAAACAAAUCUAUGAGAAUAACUUGAGUGUCUCUUACAGGAAAGGAACAGUCUUCCAUAUACACGUCCCAGGGUUGUUACUUAAUUUCACAGGGUAGAAGACCUUGCUCCCUGAGUGUCAGCUCAGUUGAGGCGUGCCCAUUGUUUUAUUUAGUCGGGUUCGGUGGCAUUUUGAGGUUUAGCUGUUUUUGUAUUUUUUUUAUUCAGAAACUGUCUCUGUCUUCAACACAUUUACAGGGCUUGGAAAAAAACAUGUAAGUUAUAAGGUAAACAUGUCUCAGGAGUCUUUAUGCAUUCACUGCAGGCUAUUGUCCCUGACAAUCAAUAUCCAUUUAGAAAUGCCAAGAGAAAUGUUGAUACAGUACACUAUUGUAUUGUUUGUGAACAGCUUUAGUCGAUGUUACCCCAUGGUACCUUCGUCAAUGCUAUCCCAUGGCACUGUAUGGAGCAAUUGUACCGGGUAUCUAAUCAACCCAAGACAGCACUGCAGAGUCAGCAUCUUAUCCGCAUGCUUGGCAUUCUCCUCAUCCUGAUAACUCCUAGAUCUGACUGGGAAAUAUGUCCAUAUUCUGAGUAGAUGGGCUAAAUGAGAGAAGCUCAGGAGACAUACGUGACUAAUUAAGGGAACUGCUGUUUCAGGUCCGUCCAUUUGAUGCUGCAUUCGAACAUUUGGUCUGUCAUUAAUUUGCUAAUCAGGCUUAUUGGAAGUCAUGCCGGCGUCAGAGCCGCUAUGAACAUCAGUGUUCUGCUUUUCCUGGAAGCUAUCCUGUUUUCCCUAUGUCCUCCAUUCACCCUCUCUCUCUCUGUGUCUCCCCACAGCGGAUUCUCUAGAUGGGGAGGAGUACCUGGAUAUAUCAGGGAUCAUGAGGAACCAGGCGGGCCGCUACGAAUGCAAAGCCAGCAAUGACGUGGCCACACCGGACGUCAAAUACGUCAAUGUUGUCGUCAACUGUAAGUCACUUUUUGGAGGGUGACUCCAGUUUCUAUUGGCCUUAUGUUUUGUAUAAUGCCCAGUUGUUUUUACUACAUUGAGAUCCAUGAUGUGUCUUUCAUUAAUGGAUGAAAACAAUAGAACCAGAUUAACUGUUGUGAUUAAAUCCUUAGAUCCUCCCGCCAUCAAGAAUGCCAAGAGCUCUGAAACCCAGGUGGGCCGAAUGGGGGUUCUUCAGUGUGAUGCGGCCGCAGUGCCCAAACCAGAGUUUGAGUGGUACAGAGAUGACAAG